AUGGUCUCCGGCGGUGGUCACAGAUUAUACGUGAAAGGCAAGCACUUGUCUCACCAACGCGGAAAGCGCAACACAAACCCCAACACCUCUCUCCUUAAGAUCGAAGGCGUCGAAGAUACCAAUGCCGCAAAAUUCUACCUAGGAAAGCGAGUCGCGUUCGUCUACCGAGCCCAGAAGGAACGACAGGGCAGCAAGAUCCGAGUCAUCUGGGGCAAAGUCACCCGGCCGCACGGAAACUCAGGCGUCGUCCGAGCAAGAUUCGUCCACAACCUCCCUCCCAAGAGCUUUGGUGCCAGCGUCAGAAUCUUCCUGUACCCCAGUUCGAUAUGA
Exophiala aquamarina CBS 119918 is the source of this 330-nucleotide messenger RNA. RefSeq names its product 60S ribosomal protein L33-B. Bases 1 to 330 code for a protein of 109 amino acids. The transcript has 3 exons. Gene Ontology annotation, molecular function: structural constituent of ribosome. The record is from RefSeq and is a predicted model, not a curated record. Lineage: Eukaryota; Fungi; Ascomycota; Eurotiomycetes; Chaetothyriales; Herpotrichiellaceae. Gene Ontology annotation, biological process: cytoplasmic translation; ribosomal large subunit biogenesis. Gene Ontology annotation, cellular component: ribosome; cytosolic large ribosomal subunit.